AUGGUGAAGGAUGGUGUUAUUGAACCUUCAUCUAGUCCAUGGUGUUCACCUGUGGUGCUGAUAAAGAUGAAGGACGGCAGCAUGCGGUUUUGUGUUGACUACCACCGUCUGAACGACGUUACGAAGAAGGACAGCUAUCUCUUGCCAAGAAUUGAUGACACGCUGGACAUGCUUAUAGGCAUAAAGUGGUUUAGUACGCUGGACCUGAAAAGUGGCUCCUGGCAGGUUGAAAUUAACCCUAAGGACAAGGCGAAAACUGCAUUCUCCACGGGAAAGGGUCUGUGGCAAUUUAAAGUCAUGCCGUUUGGAUUGUGCAAUGCUCCAGCAACGUUUGAAAGGUUGAUGGAGCUUGUACUUACCGGGCUAAUUGGAGAUGCCUGUCUGGUCUACUUGGAUGACAUCAUCAUCGUAGGCCAUACGUUUGAGGAAUACUUUCAAGACCUGGAACGCGUUCUCAUGAAACUCCAGAGUGCCAACCUCAAGUUGAGUCCUAAGAAGUGCUCACUAUUCAAACGGCAAAUUAGCUUAUUGGGGUAUGUAGUGUCGGAAGAAUCCGCUCGGAUCCAGAGAAAAUUGCCGCUGUCAAGGAUUGGCCGGUUCCAAAAGACAAGACACAGGUUAGAGCAUUUUUGA
Molecule: messenger RNA, 633 nt
Organism: Parnassius mnemosyne (clouded apollo)
Lineage: Eukaryota; Metazoa; Arthropoda; Insecta; Lepidoptera; Papilionidae
Source: the annotation of a GenBank genome assembly